This is a messenger RNA of Liolophura sinensis, 1032 nucleotides long. RefSeq names its product pancreatic lipase-related protein 2-like. The transcript is spliced from 6 exons. NCBI's taxonomy places the organism in Eukaryota, Metazoa, Mollusca, Polyplacophora, Chitonida, Chitonidae. The record is from RefSeq and is a predicted model, not a curated record. Gene Ontology annotation, biological process: lipid catabolic process. The coding region runs from base 1 to 1032 and encodes 343 amino acids. Gene Ontology annotation, molecular function: lipase activity.
AUGUCUAACAAGCUCCAAAUCGUCUUUCUCGGGCUCCUAGGGGUCUACUCAGUUCAAGGUUGGUUUUUUUCAAAUGGAGAGGAGAAAGUAUGUUUUGUGUCUCCGGAACAGACAUGCGCAGCGCAUACCGAGUUCCUGUUGUUUACGAGAGAGAACCCGAAGGUUCCACAAAACUUGACAGCUGAUGAAACUCACACACAGGAGCAAAGGAUCACGGAAUCCAGCUUCAAGGGAAGCCGGGACACGAAGUUCAUUAUCCAUGGUUACACCGACAAAGGUGACGAGGGAUGGGCGGUCAGAAUGGCGGAGAAAAUGAUCGAUUUUUACGACGUCAACGUGAUCUGCGUGAACUGGCAGCAGAGUGCAGACAACCUGUUUUACGGCCAGGCGGCGUCAAACACGCGAGGAGUAGGGGAGACAAUCGCCUCCCUCGUUAGGGACAUGGUUAUUGUGACUGACGCUGAGUACACCUCCUUCCAUCUGAUUGGUCACAGCCUGGGCUCUCACGUUGCUGGCUUCGCUGGAGCCAGCCUUGGUGGCAAAAUUGGCCGGAUCACAGGACUGGACCCUGCCGGGCCUUGUUUUCGAUUCUCUGGACCCGAGAGGCGGCUCAGCGAGGACGACGCUAUUUACGUAGAUGCCAUUCACAGCGAUGCCGACAACACCAUGCAAGCCGGUUUCGGCACAGAAGUGAGGAUGGGAGACGCUGACUUCUACCCUAAUGGCGGCCAGAAACAACCAGGGUGCGACAGCUAUUUGUGGCAACACGUGGGCAGCCUGUUCACCGGAUGGACAAGUGGUUUCAUGAAAAGUUUAACCUGUAAUCAUAUUCGGGUUUUGGACUUGUUCGAGGAGAGCAUCGACCCUAGUCACAAGUUCACCUCAUACCCGUGUCUGACGCAAGACGACUUUAAGAAAUGCCUGGAUUGCCCCAAUAACGACUGUGGAAGGAUGGGUUAUCACGCCACUACUAAAGAGAGGGGUAUCUAUACCACCAUCACUAACGGCAAGGCUCCUUUCUCCAAGGAUUAG